Molecule: messenger RNA, 4280 nt
Organism: Sinocyclocheilus anshuiensis
Lineage: Eukaryota; Metazoa; Chordata; Actinopteri; Cypriniformes; Cyprinidae
Product: fibroblast growth factor receptor 2-like
Exons: 17
Coding region: 627-3062 (811 amino acids)
Biological process (GO): fibroblast growth factor receptor signaling pathway; multicellular organism development; positive regulation of cell population proliferation
Cellular component (GO): plasma membrane; signaling receptor complex
Molecular function (GO): ATP binding; fibroblast growth factor receptor activity; fibroblast growth factor binding
Source: RefSeq, a predicted model, not a curated record
CGGAGGGAGCUCGAGCUCUGAGGUCUGUGAUUGGAGGAGAAAGACCGAGUCCAAAAAACUAUCAGCCAGGAAACGUCUCGGGUUUCAGGGGGGAGUGACAUUUCUUCAGGGGGUUGGAAGGAGAGAGAAAAAAAUCUGUGUAAACCUGACAAAGCAUCUGAGAACAGCCAGUAUCCUCAGAGACUGCGCUCAUGUCACUGGAUGUGUAUUUUGGGAUGGAUGUUUUAUUCGGUGUUUGUUGCACUGUCGCAUCUCGUGUAGCUGAAGGCUGAUGCGCGUUUGCACGAGCCGUUUGGUGAAGCAACAACAACUUGGUUUACGGACGAAAAAACGAAAUUUUUGGGACGCGUAGUUUUUUUCCUCUUGUAGAAGGAUUUACACAAACACGCACGGAUACUAUCGGUGGGUCGCUAUUGGCAUGCGAUCCUGUCGUUGGUGCCCCGUUGGAUUUGGGAAUAGGGAAUAGUUUUGGUCACAUUCCUGACUGGAUUCGGCCCAUGAGCUCUCUGUUUAUAUGCGGAUUCUGAACUUCAUUAUCAGCUCCUUCUCUCCCAGGUGAUCAGUGGGAAUUCCAGUGAGUGUCCGACCGUACAGCCUGCAGUUCAUGGUUGGGUGGAGCUCCUCAGAUGGGAUCCGUGUCCAGGGGGAGGCCGAGGAGGGGGGGAUGGGGAGACACGCCUGCUGCUGACGGGAUGUCCACCCGAGGGUGGCUUCUGGGUGCGCUCCUGCUUUUGACCCUGGCAACGGCGUCCGUGGCAAGGCCAUCGCCAAAGAUUGCUGAAAAGGUGGAGACUAAAAGUGAACGUGAAGAGCCUCCAACCAAAAACCAAAACUCUAAGCCCACCCUGUGCUCGGUGCACCCGGGUGAACUGCUCAAGCUCAACUGCCCGCUGCCCGAGGUGGCCGCCAUCGUCUGGACCAAAGACGGCUCCUCGCUGGGCCCUGACAACCGCACACUCAUAGAUCAGGAGUGGCUACAGAUCCGCGAUGCCACCCCUAAGGACUCGGGCCUGUAUGCGUGCAGUACCGCGGGCUCGCAGGCCGGCGACAUGCUUUGCUUCAUCGUAAACGUUACAGAUGCCAUCUCAUCCGGUGACGAUGAGGACGACACAGAGCGAUCGGACGAUGUCGGGGUGGACGGUGAACAAAUGCUGGCGCCAUAUUGGACCUCGCCGGAUAAGAUGGAGAAGAAGCUGCAUGCCGUCCCCGCGGCCAACACUGUGAAGUUUCGGUGCGCGGCGGCGGGAAAUCCCAAGCCUGAAAUGCGCUGGCUGAAAAACGGAAAACCCUUCAAACAGGAGGAUCGCAUGGGUGGUUACAAGCUCCGACUCCAGCACUGGACUCUAAUCAUGGAGAGCGUCGUUCCCUCUGAUAAAGGAAACUACACCUGCAUGUUGGAGAACGCCUACGGAUCCAUCAAUCACACCUACACGCUGGAUGUAGUAGAACGCUCUCCUCACCGGCCCAUUCUUCAGGCAGGCCUGCCGGCCAACGUCACUGUGCAAGUCGGAGAGGACGCUAAGUUCGUCUGUAAAGUUUACAGUGAUGCUCAACCUCACAUCCAGUGGCUGCAGCACAUUGUGAAGAACGGCAGCCGUUACGGUCCUGAUGGGCUCCCUUACGUCAAGGUGUUGAAGACGGCAGGUGUGAACACUACAGACAAAGAGAUCGAGGUGCUCUGCCUGCCUAAUGUAACUUUCCAGGAUGCGGGCGAGUAUACGUGCUUGGCGGGUAACUCUAUUGGGAUCUCCUAUCACACUGCUUGGUUGACGGUGCUUCCAGCCGAGCCAGACGCCAUUGAGACGGACUACCCUCCGGACUAUGUGGAGAUCGCCAUCUACUGCAUAGGCGUCUUUCUCAUCGCCUGUAUGGUGGUGAUCGUGGUGGUUUGUCGAAUGAGAACUUCGGCUAAGAAGCCUGAUUUCGGGAGUCAGCCGGCAGUGCAUAAGCUGACCAAACAGAUCCCUCUGCGCCGCCAGGUAACAGAAAGUAGAUACUUUAGGUUUCUCUGUAAUGUUUGUGUUUGUUUGUGCAGGUUAACUCUCGGUAAACCGCUUGGCGAGGGCUGCUUUGGGCAGGUUGUGAUGGCUGAAGCUCUGGGCAUCGACAAGGACAAACCUAAAGAGGCCGUGACUGUGGCUGUCAAGAUGCUGAAAGAUGAUGCAACAGAGAAAGAUCUUUCUGACCUGGUGUCAGAGAUGGAGAUGAUGAAGAUGAUUGGCCGACACAAGAACAUCAUCAACCUGUUGGGAGCGUGCACACAGGAUGGUCCGUUAUAUGUCAUAGUAGAGUAUGCAUCUAAGGGAAACCUUCGGGAGUAUUUGAGGGCCCGGCGGCCCCCAGGAAUGGAGUAUUCGUACGAUAUAGCCCGAGUAUCAGAUGAGCCUCUCACCUUCAAAGAGCUGGUGUCCUGCACUUAUCAAGUAGCCCGUGGCAUGGAGUAUUUAGCCUCACAGAAGUGUAUACACAGGGAUCUGGCUGCCAGGAAUGUGUUGGUCACGGAAAGCAACUUUAUGAAGAUUGCAGACUUUGGCCUGGCCAGAGACGUCCACAACAUAGAUUACUAUAAAAAGACCACAAAUGGUCGUCUGCCGGUGAAAUGGAUGGCUCCAGAGGCACUGUUCGACCGAGUCUAUACGCACCAGAGCGAUGUCUGGUCGUUCGGGGUUUUAAUGUGGGAGAUCUUCACGCUCGGCGGUUCUCCGUAUCCAGGAAUACCUGUCGAGGAGCUCUUUAAGCUACUAAAAGAGGGUCAUCGCAUGGACAAACCUGCUAACUGCACCAACGAAUUGUACAUGAUGAUGAAGGACUGCUGGCAUGCAAUCUCCUCUCACAGGCCCACAUUCAAACAGUUGGUCGAGGACUUGGACCGCAUUCUCACUUUGGCAACCAACGAGGAAUAUCUGGACCUGUGCGCCCCGGUGGAGCAAUACUCUCCCAGCUUCCCCGACACACGCAGCUCCUGCUCCUCCGGAGACGAUUCCGUUUUCUCCCACGACCCCUUAGCAGAUGAGCCCUGCCUUCCCAAGUACCAGCACAUCAAUGGAGGCAUAAAAACAUGAGCCUCUUCAACGUUCUCCAGACCCACCGCAUCCAAGCUACGCCUGUAGUUCUCCACAAGACUGAGAGACUUUUACCCACAGUUCCCUUGUACCCAUCCAGAACCGUAUGCUGCCUCUAGACUCCUUGCGAAGCUCCCGCUGAACUUUUGGAGUGCGCUAAAGGAGGCUGAGACGUCAGCAAUGCUGCUUUUCCGGAAAUAAACUGAAGCGUGUGAAGCGCAGGUGCAUUUUUUUUGUGGAAACACACACUUGUGCGCACAAAAACACGUGACCAAGCUCUUAAGAAGAGGACAAGGACUGAAGAAAAGUGACUGUUUCCAAGGGCCCACCUAUUGAAUUGUUUUGUUUGUUUAUUUCGAUGGGGUUUUUUUUUCGUUUAUGUUGGAGUUCUAUUACAUUCUUGCCGUCAUUCCGUUGCUUGGCAUUCCAGGAUUCUGUGUUCCCAAGAGAAAUGAAUGGAGCACAUGAACAGAACUCUUAAGAGACAAAAAGGAGACAAUACGAUACGAGUACAAUAAGGAAACAUACAACUAACAGAAGAAGAAGAAGAAGAAGUAGAAGAAAUCAUAACUGCCUACGGUUGAUUUUUAUUGUUUAUUUUAAAUGCUCAGUUUUUACCAUGAUAACAUGGUUAUUGUACAAAAAGCCCAAGCCGUUAUCCUUAAUGGUUAAAAAAAUAAUACAUGGUAUAUAGUGCUCGGUAUAUUUGUAAAUAUAUUCAAAUAUGUAAAAAUAUAUAUUAUAUAUUUACAAUGAAUUAUUUUUGGUAUGGACUUCCGAACAAUUCCUCCCUUUUCCCGCAGAGUGAGAAAUAGAUGUAGACACAUCUAGAUGUUUCUAUUACAUUCCCAGACAUACAUUAGCACAUUUAUAGCAGGACUCGACAUUAAAAACUCCAUGAUAUGGCUUAUCUCUUAUGUGUUUCCUGUUAAAAAAGGAAGUUUCUUUUCUUUGUAAUGUUUUGGGAGUGUGCUAGCAUUUAGAUGACCUCAAAACUGACAAACAUGGACUAAAAGCCAAACAACUCUCAGUUUUCAUGCAUAUGUUCCAGACACUUUGAGCCGUGGUGCUGGUUCGAAACCAGGCGCACAAAAUCCCCUGGAAAGGUUUAAUGUCGGGUCCUGCGCAACUCUCACUUGCUGACACAGUCACGUAUUGGCUUUCAGGGAAAGAGAUAGCAUGUUAAUUUAUUGACUUAUGUUAAAAAAAGAAUCAAAA